This is a messenger RNA of Nelumbo nucifera (sacred lotus), 828 nucleotides long. NCBI's taxonomy places the organism in Eukaryota, Viridiplantae, Streptophyta, Magnoliopsida, Proteales, Nelumbonaceae. The record is from RefSeq and is a predicted model, not a curated record.
AUGUCUUCAGCUCAGGAUCCAUUUUACAUUGUUAAAGAGGAGAUUCAGGAAUCUAUUGACAAGCUGCAAUCUACUUUUCACCAGUGGGAACGUGCCCCUUCAAAUACAGGAGAGCAAGUUCAUCUUACAAAAGAGUUGCUUGCCAGCUGUGAAAGCAUUGAGUGGCAGGUGGAUGAAUUGGACAAAGCAAUUGCUGUAGCAGCUAGAGAUCCUGCCUGGUAUGGUAUUGAUGAAAUUGAGCUUGACAAACGGAGAAGAUGGACCAGCAUGGCUCGCACUCAAGUGGCUACUGUCAGGAAAGCUGUUGAAGCUCAGAAGGAGCAAAAUAGUACAGUAACCAGUGGUCUUAAUGGAACACGUCAAGAGUUGAUGAGGCUUCCAGGUGAUCGUUAUACAGCCAAAUCCCAGUAUAUGUCUCAAGAUGAUGAUGAUUUCAUAACAUCAGAAUCAGAUAGGCAAAUGCUUCUCAUAAAGCAGCAAGAUGAAGAACUGGAUGAGCUUAGUGCAAGUGUUCAGAGGAUUGGAGGUGUUGGGCUCACCAUACAUGAGGAACUCCUUGGACAGGAGAAAAUCUUAGAGGAUUUAAGCUUGGAAAUGGACAGCACUUCAAAUCGUCUUGAUUUUGUUCAGAAGAAAGUAGCUAUUGUAAUGAAGAAGGCGAGUGCUAAAGGCCAGAUUAUGAUGAUACUGUUUUUGAUAGUUCUGUUCAUUAUUCUCUUUGUUUUGGUUUUCUUCACCUAGCCUAACAAGGGGAGUCCAGUUUAUGCCGAUCUUCGUAGCAAUGAAAUUGUAGAAUUCGAAGCUGGAUAUAUGAAAUGGUUGCAGAUA